AUGAAGUGCGAGAACGAAGAAGAGCAGUUUCCUCGUGGCGCCGUGGCUCUGCGUCGAGACUGUUACGUCGACAAUGUGGUCACCGGCUCAAAUACGCUGAACGAUGCGAUCGCACUCCAGACGGAAAUUCGCAACCUCUGCUUGGCGGGCGGAUUUCCGUUGAAGAAAUGGGCAGCCAACGACGAGAGGAUCCUGACUGGAGUACCAAGCAAUCAUCUUUUGCAGCAAUUACCGCCAGCCUGGAAAGAAGAGAGCCACGCCACGCUAGGACUCCGCUGGCACCCGCAACACGACCAGUUCUCCUUCGUGUUUCAUCCGCACGCUGCCAUCAAUCACACGAAGAGAACGGUUUUAUCCGAAACCGCACGGCUCUUCGAUCCAAUAGGGUGGCUCGCUCCAGUCGUGAUUCGAGCAAAAAUUCUCAUCCAAUCCACGUGGCUGCAAGGAUUGGACUGGGACACCCCGCUGCCGCCAUCCGAAGCUCGAGAGUGGCAACGAUUUCUAGAAGAACUCCACCUUCUAGAUCAGUUGCGAAUAAAACGCUGGCUCGGGACCGGAGCAGAUAAGACCACGCUGCAGCUUCAUGGCUUCGCCGACGCAUCCGAACAAGGAUAUGCCGCCGCAGUAUACAUCCGCAUCACUGAAAGGAACGAAACGUCAAUAAGGUUAUUGAUGGCCAAAAGCAAGGUAGCACCCGUCAAACAAGUGACCUUGCCGAGGCUGGAGUUGUGCGCCGCCACGCUACUCACCAAUUUGAUGCGACAUGUCAAACAAACGCUCGACCUGGCAACAUCAGACACAUACUUAUGGUCUGAUUCAACAGUGACCCUCCAGUGGAUUCGCGGUCACUCCUCACGCUGGAAGACUUUUGUCGCCAAUCGAGUCGCUCACAUCCAGACGCAGCUGCCUAAUGCACAAUGGAGACACGUAGCUGGUCACGACAACCCUGCGGACUGUGCAUCAAGGGGUAUUAAUCCAAGCGAACUGAUCAAUCACGCUCUAUGGUGGACAGGACCUACCUGGUUAUCACAGAACGAAUCGGCCUGGCCAAACUCCGAGAUGGAGAUCCGAGGAGACGACGUGCCAGAAAGGAAAGCCACGAGCCUGAUGACUGUGAACCGGGUCAUCAUCGAGCCAGAAAUCCUGCUCCGCUUCUCAUCACUGCAUCGCCUGCUACGGAUAUCCGCAUGGUGCCGUCGCUGGCUGCGCGCUUCCGAGCCGACUCACACUGCUGGAUUAACGUUGAGUCCGGAGGAACUUGACAUGACACUCUUUCGUUGGCUUCGAGAAGUGCAGACACUGCACUUCACGGACGAGAUCACCGCAGUCGCAGCUGGACGCUCCGUCGCACCAAGCAGCACAUUAGCCAAGCUGACUCCGUUCCUCGACGACCAUGGUGUUCUGAGAGUGGGAGGUCGGCUUAAGAACGCCCUGCUGACACAGGAUGAGAGGCAUCCGAUGAUCAUUCCAACCUCGUCGUGGCUGACUCGUCUGCUGGUGGAAUCCUGUCACCGUCGGACGCUGCAUGGAGGAGUGCAACUCACCCUGGGGCUGCUUCGACUGCGCUUCUGGAUUCCACGAGGACGCACAGUCGUAAAACAAUAA
Nylanderia fulva is the source of this 1605-nucleotide messenger RNA. Lineage: Eukaryota; Metazoa; Arthropoda; Insecta; Hymenoptera; Formicidae. The record is from RefSeq and is a predicted model, not a curated record.